Mya arenaria is the source of this 2587-nucleotide messenger RNA. Its product is annotated as zip homologous protein 2-like. The transcript has 15 exons. Gene Ontology annotation, cellular component: synaptonemal complex. The coding region runs from base 292 to 1086 and encodes 264 amino acids. Gene Ontology annotation, molecular function: SUMO transferase activity. The record is from RefSeq and is a predicted model, not a curated record. NCBI's taxonomy places the organism in Eukaryota, Metazoa, Mollusca, Bivalvia, Myida, Myidae. Gene Ontology annotation, biological process: protein sumoylation; reciprocal meiotic recombination; homologous chromosome pairing at meiosis.
CAAGGUUGAAGUUAAUUUCUUGUAAGUUUCGGACUAUCCGCACAAAUUGUCUUCCUUAAUUAUAUCAGUUUUGAUGGAUAGACCUUGUUGACCUGCAUUACUUUCCAGAACUGAAUGUUGACAACGUAAAAAUUUGGAUUUUCAGUUGGUCAAGGUCAUGGUCAACAGUCUUAUGAAAACUGUAUCCACACAAUAGCUUGAGAACCGCUUCACCUGAGGACUGUCAAGCUUCAGUGGAAGGUUAGGACAUUGACCAGUUGAUGACCCCUAUAGUUAAAUGCCAGUGAAAAAAUGGGAGACUGGCUGCAUUGUAAUUCAUGUUACCGACAGCCAGGCAGUGGCAGGAACUAUUUCCUCACCAACUGUGGUCAUAUCUACUGUGAAAAUUGUCAGGACAAAGGUUGGAAGGAACGUUGUUUGUUGUGUGGCACAGGACAUCCCAGUUCCUUCAAGCUCACCUCAAAAUUACCCCCACCAGUGGAUGCCUACUUUUCUGAUCCAAUCAAGAUGCUGAAGCAGACUGCAUCAGAAAUGAAACAGAUACUAGCUGCUACAGAAUUUCAACAUCAUCAGAGGAAGCGCUUCAUGACACAUUUACAAAAAAAUGUGUCCAAUCAGAAGGCCAUUGUAGAAAAGUGUGAGAAAGAGCUAAAGGAGAAGACCCUGACUGUAUUCGCUCAACUUGAAAAAGAGAAGACUAAAUACCAGAAUGAGAGCAGACAGUUGAAAGAGGAGAACAAGUACUUGAAGGUCCUCCUCAGUGAAAAGGGACAGACUCCCAUAAGGAGUCCUUCUGGUGACAGGCUGAGACCAGACUCCUCUAAUUCCCCAGCAACAAGGGGUUAUGGUUCUCCAUGUAACUUCAACCAACCUUCUAGAGGAACCCCUUCGGAGCCAUUCAAGAAUACGCCUGGAUCCACUAUAAUGACAUCCGGCCGGAUCUGUGUGAGAACACCGCCUACAGGGGGAAGGAUGGGUGUGAUUCCUGACAGCACCCCAUCCCCAAAGCCCCAGUUUAACAAGACUCCCAAAUCAGUGCCCCACCCAAUCAACUUUGACUGGAAUAUGGAAACUUCUCCCAAAUAAAAAGUGAGAGCAUAAAGUUGGAUAAUGACAGUCUCAUGGUGUGUCCGAGGAGUUUAAUUUUGUAACAUACUUGCAGAGAUUUAGUCAAAACUAAUCCUGAAAUCAUCAUUCAGAGAUUUCUAUUUUAGAAUAUCGUACAUUUGUGAAGGUAGUUUUUCGCUUGACAUCAGAAUUAAAAAUAGUAAGAAUAACUUUAUAAUUGAUAUAAACCACUUUGAAAACAAUAUUUGAGAGGUAAUGCUGCUUUUGACCUGUAUGGGCUGUAUCUUUCAUAAACAAACAAAACUUUCAGGACUUGUAUUUUCGGUCUGUUAUCGUCUCUGAUUUUGGCUGUGAUAUCCUAUUCUUUUGUUGAUUACAAUAUCUUGUAAUGAAUCUUUUUAACGAUGUGAUUUAGUUUACUACAUUUUUAUUGUAACUGUUACUUGUACUCUGCUGUAUAUAACACACAACAUAUAGUUUAUUGUAAUACAAGACCUCCGGCCGUAAAUACAGUUAUCAGAUUAUCAAACAGCAGUGAUGAAAAAGGAUAUGCAGUAGUACUCUGAGUAUGUUAAUAUGCCCAUGAAUACAAUUGUCUAGCAGACAUAUAUAUAUAUAAGUGUUUUUACAAUGCAGACAAUAUAUCAAUAUCUGUUCAAGUAAUACAAUGUUUCUAUCGGAUAGCUUUGCCAGCUGUUACAGCCAGUCCACACUCAUGGUUUCGCCAGCCACACAUAUUUUGAUAUUCAUUCAACUAUCAUAUCAUAUAUCAACUACAGAUGCAUCAACAUUAUGAUUAAUAAUACUGGUCAUUAUGUAUAUUGACAUAAUAAAGGCCACAAAAUUAAAUUGUUACAUAAACACUAUGAAGAUUUAUCAUGACUUUUUUGUAUGAUUGAGUUUUUCAUUUGAGGCCAAGUAUAUAUUGUUGUAAGAAUGUGUUAAAAGAAUAAAUUGUUGGGCCAAUUGUUCAAAACUUUGUUAAAGAUAACAUUGUAAUUAAUGACUUCAUUGUUAAAUUUUAAACGUGAAACAUUUCAUGAUGUACUCAAAUUUUUAAAUAUAAACAAGAGUAGGUGAAACAGUUGUCUAUAAUAUUGUUAAAAUACCGCAGAUCAUAAGGGUAUCAAUUAAACUCAAAGUUAACAACUAUUAAAAGUUAACAACUAUUAAAAGUUAACAACUAUGACAUUAAAGACGUUGUUAACUUUAAAAAAGUUCUGAACAAUCUGCCUGUUAAGCAACUCUAUGAGCCUUUAUCACCGGGGAUUGAGGUAAAUAACAAUCCAGUGUGUUUGUAUAUUGGUGUUUUAUGUUUUAACAAAUAAAUUAAUUGUUCUGUAGCACUACAAAGCUUUAUAAUCAUUUGUGAAUUUUACAUUCCAGUUUGUGUGUACAAGUAUAUUGGUGUUAUUAUAUGUUAUAAGUGAAAUAAAUUGUUAAUUACAAAGCUUUAUAAUAAUCUGUGAUUGAGCUUUAUAUUCCAGUAUGUGUUUUUGGCGUUAUUUUGAGUUAUAAA